CGUUCUCUGUUAAAAGCUGCUUUCACUUCGCUAACACGGACACAUAUCGACUUUUAUAGAAGCAUUUAUGACCUUUCUUUAAAAACUUUCUCCUGACUGUUGAACGGCGACCUGCGAAUUAAGUCCGACCGGUCGGUUUUGUUGAGGAAAGAGGAAACUUGGCGUCGUAGAGGUUUUGUCGGGUCGCCUUCGCUUGAAACCUCCGAGCCUCUGUUACGCUGGUGCUGGCUGCAAGGUAACGCACGGAAACGAGCAGAGCUUUGAUGUCGUUGUGACCCUGCGCCCUGUCGACUUUGGCAGAGAUGUGCUUUUCCCCAGACGCCUGCAGUUGGAUGGAUUAACAGGAGUGUCAUUCCCCCUGGUAGAAGAGAGUGUCUGUGUCCAUCGGCAUCUUUCCACCCAGGACCCACAGUGUUGUUGUUGCGCCCAUGAGGUAACGUCAGGACCCGACCACCCCCUCAUUACCACCCUCGGUCCAUCCAUUUCCCUCCCCUGUGCCCCUUCCUCCCUCGGACCCACCCAGCCAUGGGCCAGAAGAUCUCAGGCAGUAUCAAGUCAGUAGACGUACGUGGGGAGCCCUCAUACCGGCCAGUGCGCCGUGAACUCCGGGGUCCGGAUUUCUGUCGGCCCCCUAGGCUGGACCUGCUGCUGGACAUGCCGCCAGCCACCUCGGAGACCCAGCUGCGCCACGCCUGGAACCCCGACGACCGGUCCCUCAAUGUGUUUGUGAAGGAGGACGACAAGCUGACGUUCCACCGACACCCCGUAGCACAGAGCACAGACUGUAUCCGCGGAAAAGUGGGCUACACCAGAGGCCUCCACGUUUGGAGGAUUCAUUGGCCGGCCAGACAGAGAGGCACCCACGCCGUAGUGGGCGUGGCAACCGCCGAAGCACCUUUACACUCAGUGGGCUACACGGCCCUGGUAGGAUCAGACUCGGAGUCCUGGGGCUGGGACCUGGGUCGCAACAGACUGUACCACGACGGAAAGAACCGGCCAGUUUCCACGUCGGCGCCCACAUACCCCUGUUUUCUGGAGCCAGAUGAGUCGUUUGUGCUUCCAGACUCUCUGACAGUCAUACUGGAUAUGGACGAGGGCACACUGAGCUUCAUGGUAGACGGACAGUAUCUGGGAGUAGCUUUCAGAGGCUUAAAGGGCAAGAGACUGUAUCCCAUCGUCAGCGCUGUGUGGGGGCACUGCGAAGUUUCUAUUCGCUACGUCAAUGGAUUAGAUCCGGAGCCCCUCCCCCUCAUGGACCUGUGCAGGCGAGUAGCUCGUCUGGCUCUGGGCAGGGAGCGCAUCCAUCAAAUCGACACACUCCCACUGCCGCAGACUCUCAAGAACUACCUCCAGUACCAGUGACCACACACACAUACAAAAAAUGCACGCGCACACAUCUACAGAUGGGAAGAAAGCGAGGCCCAUUUCUUAUUACAGUGCAAAGCCUCCAAACUGAACUCAAUUCUGCUGUGGACGGGGACGACGACAUCGACUGCGAACAGGCGGUGAAGACAGCGCUGCAAAAAGGGGGGGGUGGUUCUGUUUACAUCAGUUUUAGGGGGCGGGAUGUUUUUAAUCUCAUGGGUUUUUUUCCAGCUUUUUUUGUUUGUUCUUUUGUUUUGUUUUUGUUGUUGUUUCCGACUGCUGUCUUUUUCCUGGAUAGACGACUGUAGAGGAGCUGAUGAAUCACAUGAAGGGUAGUACGAAUAUUGCCAUCUCAGUUUCCUGUAAAUCACAAAGUUGAUCUAAAUCUCCUCAGUCUGAAAGGCCAUACAUGAGAGAGAGAGCCCACACAGCCUCACAAAUAGUGCUUUGAACCCCCCCCCUUUGCUAUUUUUGUCUGUAUUUACACACUAUAGCACUCAUGGAUUACAUACAUCCAGCGAGUGUGUGUGUGUGUGUGUCACGAGUGUGCGGGAACAAAGCCUUCACUGUCUAUAGUAAGAAAACCGCUCACUGACAAGCAGGCAGUUCCCACCUACGGGCUAAAUAACACAAUUUCAGUCUGUUUUGAAUCCUCCUCCUCCCUCCUGCCAGCUUCUCUCCCCCUCUCCUGUGUGUGUGUGUGUGUGU
This is a messenger RNA of Scomber scombrus (Atlantic mackerel), 2073 nucleotides long. Its product is annotated as SPRY domain-containing SOCS box protein 4-like. The record is from RefSeq and is a predicted model, not a curated record. NCBI's taxonomy places the organism in Eukaryota, Metazoa, Chordata, Actinopteri, Scombriformes, Scombridae. The transcript has 4 exons. Gene Ontology annotation, molecular function: protein binding. Gene Ontology annotation, cellular component: SCF ubiquitin ligase complex. The coding region runs from base 526 to 1362 and encodes 278 amino acids. Gene Ontology annotation, biological process: intracellular signal transduction; proteasome-mediated ubiquitin-dependent protein catabolic process.